This is a messenger RNA of Pomacea canaliculata, 2384 nucleotides long. RefSeq names its product b(0,+)-type amino acid transporter 1-like. Gene Ontology annotation, biological process: amino acid transmembrane transport. The coding region runs from base 148 to 1671 and encodes 507 amino acids. The transcript has 13 exons. Lineage: Eukaryota; Metazoa; Mollusca; Gastropoda; Architaenioglossa; Ampullariidae. Gene Ontology annotation, cellular component: membrane. Gene Ontology annotation, molecular function: L-amino acid transmembrane transporter activity. The record is from RefSeq and is a predicted model, not a curated record.
UGUCUGUCAGAGUCCAGUAGUCACCUGUGUGUGUGUGAGUGUGUUGAUGAUGAUCUCUAGAGGUGAGUUAGUGCGUAGAUAAUGAUUUCACUGUAGGCUUUGUUUCAGUACAGUUUAUGAGAAGCGACUGUAUUGUAGGAAGACUCCAUGUCUGAGAAAAUGAAAGCUGAAGGCACCUCGGGCUCAGAAGAGGUGGACAGAGCUGAAGAGGACCCUCCACGGAAAGAUGGAGAGUCUGGCCUCACAGUGGAGACAGAGGUCCUGAGCUUGCGGCGGACAGUCACACUGCUAGGCGCCAUCAGCUUCAAUGUUGGCACAAUGAUCGGCUCUGGAAUCUUUAUCACACCAACCUCAGUCCUCCGGAACACUGGAUCAGUUGGUCUGGACCUCAUCGUCUGGUCACUAGGUGGCGUUUUGUCUCUGUUAGGCUCGCUGACGGUGUCAGAACUGGCCUGCCGAGUACCCAAGCAUGGAGGACUCUACGCCUACAUCAGGGAGGGCUUCGGGUCGUGGCUGGCAUUUUUGUUGGCAUACAAGGAGGUACUCUUUGACAAUCCAUCUGGCCUUGCGGUCAAAUCUCUGACAUUCUCGCGAUACUUUGUCAAAACCUUUGACCUGUGUGGAACUCCGCAGACUCUUGUCUCAUUGGUUGCAGUGACCUUGAUUGUAACCCUUUGCGUGCUGAACAUUACGAGCAACAGGGCCUCGGUGCUUGUCAACAUCGCUUUCCUGUGUGCGAAGGUGCUGGCCCUCUUGAUUAUCAUCUGUGGGGGAUUAUACUGGCUGGCGACAGGUAAAGUGGGGACCUCGGACCUGUCUAAGAGUUUUGAGGGGACAGUACAGAACCCUGCUUCCAUCGCGAUAUCCUUCUACUUCGUGAUGUUUUCCUACAGCGGAUGGGAUGGGGCCAACAAUAUUGUAGAAGAAGUGAAGAAUCCAAAGAGGAACGUACCCCUUGCCAGCCUGCUGAGUGUCGCCAUUGUUACCUGUAUUUAUGUCUUGACCAACGUCUCUUACCUGGCCGUUAUGUCUCGCCAGGAGAUGCUGUCCAGCGACACGGUUGCCAUGACGUGGGGGGAAAAGGUUCUGGGUGGAGGCAUCGCCUCUCUGAUCAUUCCAAUAUGUGUCAUGAUUUCUACAUCCGGCAGUUCCAACUCUGGAAUCUUCUCUGGGCCAAGACAGAUCUUCUCUGCUGCACGUGACGGCAAUCUGCCGGAAGUACUGUCGUAUGUUCACGUGACCAGAUACACACCAAUCCCUGCUACUUUCUUGGUGGUUUCUAUUGCAAUCCUCUUCGUCUGUCAGUCGGAUAUUGUGACUCUCAUCAGGUUUGUCGGUCUGGCCAACUGGUUCUUCUAUUUCUUGUGCGCUGCCUCCCUCAUAAUUAUUAGAUUCCGACAAAGAGGGAAAGAUGAAGACAUUCCUUUCAAGCAACCUCUGCUAGUGCCAGUGCUGUUUCUGUUGUUGUCGUUGUACCUGACGGUGAUGCCUCAGGUGGGGGGAGUCACCAAGGACCUGCUCUACAUGUGUGUAGUGUUCGCCCUCGGCCUCGUCCUCUACGUGCUUUUCAAGAAGCUGAAAAACAGAACCAAUAUUUGCGAUGGACCAAUGAUAUUUCUACAGCAGCUGCUAAAAAUCGUCCCUCCUCCUCCUUACGUGGCUUCUGGUUGAUCUUCAGUUGCAUUAAUAAUAAUGGCGAUAACAAUAAACCUUUCAUGAUUAUUAAUAUUAUUACAAGCUGUUUAAAACGCUGUUAUGUUCGUUACCAUCAUAACGAUUAUUAAUGGACCAGUCUACUCACCACACACAAACCACACUUACAUGAGAGACCCAUUGUAUUAAGUAUUUCUUGAUACUACACCUGGGAGUUGGGAGAAAACCUCCAAUGUCCUACUUGAUAAGGUGUGAACUUCUUUGUAAUUCUGUGUCAACAUUCAACGCAUGAUACUGAAUAAUGCAGGUGUGAGCAAGGUGACACAUCUAUGAUCUACAUUCGCCCUUCAUCCCAGGUUUGUCAACAAGAAGUAUUUAUCAGGGAUUUGUAACUUUGUGGUUAGUUCGUUGGGUUGGUGUGGUUAGCUAGGACCAAAAGGCCAUGGAUUCAAUGAUUUUUUGAACCAGAGGUUGGCAAACCCCAACUGUCCAUCCAUCUGGUGUUCUAUUGGCAAAAAAGAACCUGAAGAAGAAGAGGGUCAGCAUCUAUUUUCAAAGUGCCUCUCUCUAGUCUCGGGGAACCUUACAAUACACUGCAUUGUACACCUUGCUACACCUUCACUUAUUUUGUAUGUUAGUACAUUCAUGACCCUUAUAACCACGUGUGUGUGUGUGUGUGACAUUACAAGCUAGCCCGAGUUAAGCAUGAAAUAAAAGUUGAAGGAAGUUAA